UUUCAUUCUACUGUUGCAGGAUACAUAAAAAAUUCAGUUGUAUUGUCGAAAAAUGAAUCUUACUUCGCAUAUCUUCGUGAGUUCCUGAUUCCUGCCGUUGGAUAUGAUUCUGACUGGUUGCUUUGCUACCGAGCCUCUUCACAUGGCUGGGCAGGCGAUGCCUUCCACACUCGUUGCGAUGGAAAGAAAGAUAUGAUAACAAUUAUUCAGAAAGACCAGUAUGUUUUUGGUGGGUACACUGACAUUCCCUGGGGUAAGAAACUGUGUCCACUUUAAACAUAAUAAUGACCAUCUUACCCGCAUAUAGUCUGCCUAUCGAUGUCACAUCUCAGUGUCAAACAUAAAAAAAGUAAAGAAUCUCUUGGCGAUAGUCGAAAUUAUUCUCAACUGAUCUAGUAUCUUCACUCCUCUUCUCCGCUCUACGUCAGUCAAUGUAUGCGAACAACACUUAGCAAACGUGCCCUCUCGUUUUCGGAUAACAAGAUUAAAAGUUCCAAUGUCAAAUGUACAUGUGGGAAAUCCAUGGAGACUACUUAAUGCGUGAAUUCAGACUUUAAAAGAAUAUCGAUAUUAUCUAAGACGUUUUUUCAAUCAGCCACUACCUACCAGUUCAUGACUGCACUCAUGUUGCAGCUCCUUGAAUCAAUCUUUGGAUAUCUUACAUCAACCUUCUCCGACAGAUUUGUAACCAGGUUUUAUAUCCAGUGUUAUAGAUGGAAAUCACGAAAAGGACUCACGCAUACGUAACCGUUAGAAAGUAAUAGUGCCCUCACAAGUUCAUGUACAGAUAUGUAAUGUAAAAUCAGUACUAUAACCCUUAACUUCAAAACAUGGUGCAAGUAGAUUAUGCCCUUUCUAUCUUGAAGAUUUCGUGAAUAAUAUUAAAAACCGAUUAUCCGAAAAAAAUGCUAUUAAUGAUGCAUUGAAUUAAAAUAUUUUGUAUGCAGCUUGUCCUCCGGGAGCAAGAACAGAGGACCCGUCAGGCCGCUGUUGUGUAUUUCCUUUCAAGUAUAGGAACCAUACCUACAACUACUGUACAAAGAGGGGCUCUGUUCUUGGAAGGUGGUGGUGCUCAUUCGAUGCUGUCUUCAAACAUGACUGGAAUUAUUGUGGUAUGAAUAAUAUAAUUUUCAUGAUACAUACAUAUCAGUAUUUUUCUCUUUCGCUUUUUUCAGUCUUAAUAACUUCAAGUCGAAAAAUAUGCUUCAAAUAAGUCAUUACAUGAUUUUCUUUAACUGCGGCUGUAUGUUGCUAGCUCUUAUAGAAUAAGUAAUCUCGUUAAAAAUUUUUUUAUGCAAGAAUUGCAAUUUUUUUUUUAUUGUCUUGGCCUGUAGAUAAUGAUCCGUACAAAGGAUACCGUAAGACAGACAAGGCUUUUAUUUUUUCGCUGGAAAAUAAAGAAGGAUUGGCGCCGUUUAAGAGUAUGGUGAAGCAAGAUUCCCGAGCCAUUUAUAUGAAGAUAACUUACGGUCCAACAUUUGGUGGAGGCUUCGAUAUUUAUAUCGCUAACAACGCAGGUCAUAAUGCUCGUUCGUACACCAACUUUGGUCACUCUUUCUUGGCUCCAAGAGAAGUAAAGGAAAAGGAUACAGUGUUAGCUGGAGCUAGCCAUUUUACUCCUGACGAGGUAGAAGUGUUCUAUCUCUCUUAG
Pocillopora meandrina is the source of this 1651-nucleotide messenger RNA. The record is from the annotation of a GenBank genome assembly. NCBI's taxonomy places the organism in Eukaryota, Metazoa, Cnidaria, Anthozoa, Scleractinia, Pocilloporidae.